This is a messenger RNA of Dunckerocampus dactyliophorus (ringed pipefish), 2379 nucleotides long. RefSeq names its product septin 7b (gene septin7b). Gene Ontology annotation, biological process: cilium assembly; cytoskeleton-dependent cytokinesis. The transcript is spliced from 14 exons. Gene Ontology annotation, cellular component: septin complex; cell division site; septin ring. Lineage: Eukaryota; Metazoa; Chordata; Actinopteri; Syngnathiformes; Syngnathidae. The record is from RefSeq and is a predicted model, not a curated record. The coding region runs from base 16 to 1332 and encodes 438 amino acids. Gene Ontology annotation, molecular function: molecular adaptor activity; GTP binding; GTPase activity.
GAAACAAGUCGGCAAAUGCAGAAUGUAGUGGUCAAGUAUCCAGUAUCGGUGAUGAAGCAGCAAAAGAAUCUGGAAGGAUAUGUUGGCUUUGCAAGCCUCCCCAACCAAGUGUACAGGAAGUCUGUCAAGAGGGGCUUCGAGUUCACCCUGAUGGUCGUGGGUGAGUCGGGUUUGGGCAAAUCCACGCUCAUCAACUCUCUCUUCCUCACCGACCUGUACUCGGCAGAGUAUCCCGGACCUUCGCAUCGAAUCAAGAAGACUGUCCAGGUGGAGCAGUCCAAAGUGCUCAUAAAGGAAGGCGGCGUGCAGCUGUUGCUCACAAUUGUCGACACCCCGGGCUUUGGUGAUGCUGUCGACAACAGCAACUGCUGGCAGCCCAUCAUCGACCACAUCGACAGCAAGUUUGAGGACUACCUGAACUCGGAAUCUCGGGUGAACAGACGACAAAUGCCCGACAGCCGAAUUCACUGCUGCCUCUACUUUAUCGCACCCUCAGGACAUGGACUGAAGCCCUUGGACAUCGAGUUCAUGAAACGUCUGCAUGAGAAAGUCAAUGUCAUCCCGCUGAUCGCCAAAGCAGACACGCUCACGCCAGAGGAAUGCCAGCAGUUCAAGAAGCAGAUCAUGCGAGAGAUCCAGGAGCACAAGAUUAAGAUCUACGAGUUUCCCGAGACGGAUGACGAAGAGGAGAACCGUCUGGUGAAGAAGAUCAAGGACAAGCUGCCCUUGGCCGUCGUGGGCAGCAACACCAUCAUCGAGGUGAACGGCAAGCGGGUCAGAGGCCGACAGUACCCAUGGGGGGUCGCAGAAGUUGAGAACAGCGACCACUGUGACUUCACCAUCCUCAGAGACAUGCUCAUCAGGACUCACAUGCAGGACUUGAAGGACGUGACAAACAACGUCCACUAUGAGAACUACCGCAGCAGGAAGCUGGCGGCAGUCACUUACAACGGCGUGGAGAACAACAGGGCCAAGGGUCAACUGUCUACCAAACUUGAUGCAGUUGAAGGAAUGAGUCCCCUGGCCCAGAUGGAGGAGGAGAGGCGGGAGCAUGUGACCAAGAUGAAGAAGAUGGAGAUGGAGAUGGAGCAGGUGUUUGAGAUGAAAGUCAAGGAGAAAGUGCAGAAGCUCAAAGACUCUGAAGCAGAGCUUCAGCGGCGCCACGAGCAGAUGAAGAAGAACCUGGAGGCGCAGCACAAGGAGCUGGAGGAGAAGAGGCGCGUGUUUGAGGAGGAAAGGGCAAACUGGGAGGCCCAGCAGCGCCUGGAGCAACAGAAACUGGAGGCCUCCAGAACUCUGGAGAAGAACAAAAAGAAAGGCAAGAUCUUUUAAAGAGACCGUCGUCAGGACCAGCCCAAGUCGACUUCGUUCUGUUUGCCAAUGUUGCCGCUCAGGGCAUCAUCUGUGUGUGGCACUGACACCCCCUUCUUCUUCCUCUUCGUCUUCCUCUGUUCACUAUCCCUCCCUUCCUUCCUCUGUAUUCCUGCACCCAGCCACGAGGGGGGGUGUCUGUUGCUAUAUGUGUGUGCGUGUGUAUGUGUGUGGAGGGGUGAGGGGUGGAUGGUGGCAAAUACAUUCAGAACCAGAGACUCCCCCCACCCCCACACUGCCUCGGGACUCAUCAUCAUUGAAGAAUGUGUUUACCUUAACAACAGUAAAACGUAGAAAAGGCCAAACCCAUGUUAUUAUUUUAAUUAUUAUAAUUAUUAUUGGUGUUGUUAUUAUUGUUAUUAUUACUGAAUACUAUCCUUGCCCCCGCCCUCCCUGCUUGCUGCUUUCCGUUCCUCCAAGGUUGCUUUUAAUGACUGGUGUGUUUUGACUGUUGUACAAUCAUUUUGUUUACAAGAAAGAAAGUCAGCCUGUUAGCGAGAACAUGACUCUGAUGGUCUUCCACAUGGGAAGACGACAUUGGUUCACCCCCUCCCAUUCCCCCUUUUCAACGUAACCCCGAUGAACCUUUUAACUUUUCCUCUCUCAGUGCAACUGCCUAAAAUGAAACUGUGUCAAUGUCAAGAAUGAGAAGAAAUUAGACAGACAAUAAAAUGCACCUUGGGCCAUUUUAUACACUAACAUAAUGGCUUAAGCUUCUUAUUUCUGCAACAUAAAGACUUCUUCUCCCUGUUUAGCCAUCUCCACUAGCUUUGGACAACCAUUUAUAACGUUGAAAGUAUUAUAUUUCACUUUAUUUUUCUAUAUAUAUACAGUAUCGAGCCAGCUGAAGUAAGAAAGACCUGCUUUUUUUAUGUGUAGAAGAAAAGAAAAAAACACCUCAGACUUGAGAGCUGCGUCCACUGUUUAUAAAAUCAUACUUUCGUCAUCAAUAGACACCCUGGACGCCCAAACAAUUAACAAAAAAGGAAUUAAAAACCCCAAAAUAUU